AUGCACUUGACGGCUCGGCGUCAAGCCGUUCUGCAAGAAUUCGGAAUGAAAGAGGCCUUUGAGAAGCUGGGAGAUUGUCGCCGCUGCCGCGACUUGGACCUUCCAGGCUACGACUCAUUUUGCUCCUCGCCACCGGCGUAUCAACACCUGAACAGCGGAUUUCUCAUGGGCCGCGCAGAGCACGUGCUCCAAAGCGUUAGCGCCUGGUUGAAGCUGUAUAGUAAUCACUCGGAGACAGACCAGCUGGUCGCGCGUGACCUGUUUCUUCAGCACUCAGAUCGGCCAUUUUUGCCUUUCAUGACACUGGACUACAGCGGUGCACUGGUGCUGACCGUGGGGAACAUUCCCGAAUCUGCAAUACCAGAGGUGUUCAGCAUUCGAGAGAAUGGGAUCUACAACCUCCAGACAGGUCUGGUACAAUGCUUCAUCCAUGGUGCUGGCCCAGGGAAGGCCUUCGUAGCGCAGCUCUUACGGAGCCAGCGGUGAACAUCUGAUCAGUGGUGUGGGGCGCUGAGAACUGCUGUUUCCCUUAGCGCGACAGCUGUUCGGAGUGCUCCGCAUCCUCUUUUGUGCCAAAGUGGCGCAAAACGCAGAGGAGGAGUCAGAGGCCUAGCGCUGAAUUCUCUUGUCGCCGCGCCCUAUUGUACAGAGGUCCAAUUUCUCUUCUCUUUUGGUGAGGUCAGG
Messenger RNA from Cladocopium goreaui, 684 nucleotides. NCBI's taxonomy places the organism in Eukaryota, Dinophyceae, Suessiales, Symbiodiniaceae. The record is from the annotation of a GenBank genome assembly.